This is a messenger RNA of Photinus pyralis (common eastern firefly), 2566 nucleotides long. RefSeq names its product transforming growth factor-beta-induced protein ig-h3-like. The coding region runs from base 56 to 2533 and encodes 825 amino acids. Gene Ontology annotation, molecular function: cell adhesion molecule binding. Lineage: Eukaryota; Metazoa; Arthropoda; Insecta; Coleoptera; Lampyridae. Gene Ontology annotation, biological process: cell adhesion; extracellular matrix organization. The transcript is spliced from 11 exons. The record is from RefSeq and is a predicted model, not a curated record. Gene Ontology annotation, cellular component: extracellular matrix.
AAGAAUCAUUUAGUCAACAUUAUAAUCUCGAGUAAGACUGUUACGGUUGUUUACAAUGUUAACCCGUUCGUUGCUAGUCUGCGUACUUUUUACAAUAGGACAUUGCUAUUUUGAAGAUUAUGGCAACGUGCCCGAAAAUCCCUUCUCACCCUCCCAAUGGAAUCUAAGAUUGUUUCCGGAACUGUACGCAUCCGAAUCUAAGAAGGAGUUUUCCGCUGAAGACAGAUCAAUCGAAGAUUCGGAGGAACGCGAACAGCUGGGUCCCGAUUACAAAGAUCCGGUAAAACCGAAGGAUGAACCGACGAAAUUGUCUCCGGCGCCCUACAAUCCUUCGGUCAUACCGGGCGGCGUCGUCGACGUCGACGCCGGCGGAAUCGGGCUGCCCGACGGUUUCCCCGAUUUUCCGGACACGUUUGGAUUCUCCUCCUCCUUUGGCAACAGAAAUCCGGACAACUUCUUCGGCCUAGGAGGAUUCUUCAGACCGUUCUCCGAACAGAAACGUUGGUGGAAAGGAGAAAACGUUUGUAUCGAACGCGAAGAAACUGUAGACGACGAGGAAGAAGAGGAAGACACCAAACAAAACGAAUCCGACAUUGUCAAAGCUGCCAAUUUCUUCUCUACAUCAAUCAGUCUUUCCAACUGCCACGAGUCACCGUCAAAAUACGAAUGCGUUACAAAAAUUAACAAUCACGGCGUUGUUAAAACAUUUGUUGUCCGUUACAAGUGCUGCUACGGCUUUAAACGUUCAGAUGAUUCGAGCGGAUGCACUAAACAGGUCAAGUUGUCUCCUCUUCUAACCACAAUUGAGGAUGUUGGCGGUAAGGAGCUUACGAGCAUGAUUCGUUCCACCGGAUUGGAGGAUAAAUUUAAUUCCGAAAAUUUGACGGUCCUCGUACCCACUGAUGAUUCUAUGAUUGAGUUUGCUGAUAAAAUGGUGGAGAUGAAUCAAGUUCCCGAUGCAGUGCGCCGACGAAGACAAGUCAAAAAUCCGGUUUCAUCCAAAAAUUUAGUUUUGAACCAUGCCAUUCCCGGAUUUAUUGAUCUUUCUGAAUUAAACAAUGAGGAUCUUCUAAGCAGCGCAUACGACAGCAAAAUUAGGUUCAACUUUUAUCCGACGCGAGACUAUGGAAAAAUGCUGACGGCAAAUUGUGUUAAAGUGCGCAAAGGAGAUAAUUUGGCCACGAAUGGUAUUGUUCACGUUGUGGAUGGUGUACUCGGUCCCGUGACAGAGGACAUAUUAAGUAUGAUCGAAGAACAUCCCCAAUUAUCCACUUUCCGUAGAGUGUUGAAAAAUAGUAACCUGGAGAAGAAUAUCAAACCAGAUGGUCAUUACACAAUAUUUGCGCCCACCAAUGAUGCCUUUGGAAAAUUGCCUCCUUUAAUGGUUGAAAAACUACUGAAUGGCGAUGCCUGUACAGCAACAAUUAUUAAACAUCACAUUGUUGCCCAUACCGUUUGCUCAAGUGCGAUCAUUGGAAACGCUACAACUCAUAGCGUCGACGGACAACUUCUCAAUCUCCAACGCAGAGACGAUGACGUACUCCUAUUUGAAAGCAAUGCGAAAAUUGUCAAAACUGAUAUAAUGGGAACUAAUGGAGUGAUACAUUUAAUUGAUACUUUGGUAGUGCCAGAAUCAGCGCUCUACAUUUCGCAAUCAUUGAAAAACGAGAACUUCACCAAAUUCCAAGCGCUUUUGGACCAAGUCGGUCUUACUGACGAGCUUGACUCCAUGAAGAACAUUACAGUUUUUGCACCCUCCGACGCUGCAUUCGAAAAUCCAAAGGCGCUCAAAUAUAUCGAAAGUCUUCAAGAAAACAAGGAGAAACUCAAAGAAAUGGUAAUGUACCACGUAGUCGAAGGCCACCUUGAAUCUUGCGAUAUGAACAACAAUGUCAUGCUUAAAACCAAACAAAAUGAAAACAGUGUCAGACUUAACUUGUACUCAACGUUGCCAAUAUUUUCGAAUAUUAUCAAUCGAGCGACAGUAAAUUGCGCGCGAUUAACUGGGUAUGAUGAAAAGUCUUGCGGUUCGGUCAUUCACGAAGUAAACAACAUUCUGAUUCCCCCCUCGAGAAAUUUAUGGGACGAAAUUAAAAACGAUGAAAAAUACAGUACCUUAAGUCAAAUCUUAAAGGGAACCGAUUUGGAAACGGUCUUGAAAGAUGAGAAAGUGUCUCUAACCGUCCUCAUCCCAACUAAUGACGCCUUCUCAAAACUUGAUCCUGAUGAUCUUAAAGAAUUAAUGGAAGACAAAAAGAAAGCGGUCCAACUUUUAAAGAAUCACAUUCUGACCGAGGUUCUGUGUUGUUCGGGAGUCAGUCGGCAAGGUUGGGGCUUCGACACUUUAAUCCGCACAUUGAACCACCAGCACCAGUCCGUUUCAAGACACGGCGAGCAAAUACGAAUUGGUGGCGCGUCCGUUUUGGAAUGUGACGAUCUUGCCACGAAUGGCGUUAUUCAUACAAUAAAUAAGGUACUGCUACCACAACAAACUCGUUCGCCCGGUUUUGGAUUUUUCCUGUUUGAUAUUUAAACAAAGAAUCGUUAAUGGCUAUUAUUUAAACUU